Molecule: messenger RNA, 1107 nt
Organism: Nicotiana tabacum (common tobacco)
Lineage: Eukaryota; Viridiplantae; Streptophyta; Magnoliopsida; Solanales; Solanaceae
Source: RefSeq, a predicted model, not a curated record
AUGAGGAGAGAUUAUCCCAAGCUUCAUAUGGGUGUACCUCAGCAGGGUGCCCAGGCUAUGAUUCUUGCGCCAGAUCCUACACCACCUGCACAACCAGCUAUAGCAUUCUUAGGCCACAUGGUGUCUAGUGGGGGGAUCAAAGUGGAUCCGAAGAAGAUUGAGGCAGUUCAGAGUUGGUCCAAACCUUCUACAUCCACGAGGAUCAGGCCUUUUCUAAGUUUGGUUGGUUACUAUCAUCGCUUCGUGGAGGGCUUCUCGUCUAUUCCAGCUUCGUUGACCAAGUUGACUCAGAAUGGCGCUCCGUUCAGAGGGUCUGACAACUGUGGAGAGGCCUUUAGCUAUGGAUGUCAGGCAUUGGCCAAUAGAUUAAUGAGAUUAGAUAUUUAUGAGCCGAGUAGAGUUCUUUCUUGUGUUGUUUCACAAUCGUCCUUAUUUGAGCGCAUUAAGGCUUACUGGUAUGAUGAUCCCCAUUUGCUUGUCCUUAAGGACACGGUGCAGAAAGGUAGUGCUAAGGAGGCGAGUAUUGGUGAUGAUGGUGUAUUGCGACUUCAGGGUCGAUGUGAGUUGGGAAUGCAGGCUGAGUUGAGUACUACAUUUCACCCUCAGACGGAAAGGCAGUCUGAGUGGACCAUUCAGAUCCUUAAGGAUAUGUUAAGGUCAUGCACCAUUGAUUUCGGGGGUCAGUGGGACCAGUUUCUACCAUUAGCAAAGAAGGUUUGUGAUGUGGCUUUCAUGGAGGGUGAGGAGGUUCUUCUUAGAGAUUCCCUUAUGAAAGGCAUGAUAAGGUUUGGAAAGAAGGAAAAAUUAAGCCCGAGGUUUAUUGGUCAUUUUGAGGUGUUGAAGAGAGUUGGUGAGGUUGCUUAUAGACUCGUUUUGCCUCCUAGUCUUUCGGGAGUUCAUUUGGUGUUUCAUGUUUCUAUGCUUCAGAAUUACCAUAAAGAUAAGUCACAUGUUUUGAACUUUAUCAUAGUACAGUUGGAUGAGAAUUUAGUUUAUGAGGAAGAGCAGGUGGCCAUUUUGGAUAGGCAGGUUCGGAAGCUCAAGUCUAAGGAGAUCGUAUCAGUGAAGGUUUGGUGGAGAGGUCAAACGGUCGAGGAAGAGACUUGA